This is a messenger RNA of Drosophila obscura, 3132 nucleotides long. Its product is annotated as lysosomal alpha-mannosidase-like. Gene Ontology annotation, cellular component: lysosome. Bases 46 to 3075 code for a protein of 1009 amino acids. The transcript has 4 exons. Gene Ontology annotation, biological process: mannose metabolic process. Gene Ontology annotation, molecular function: alpha-mannosidase activity; carbohydrate binding. The record is from RefSeq and is a predicted model, not a curated record. Lineage: Eukaryota; Metazoa; Arthropoda; Insecta; Diptera; Drosophilidae.
UCGAUUCGAAACUGCGCGCGUGAAAACUCGAAAAAGAAAUACAAAAUGAAAUACCUCAGCCUCGGCCUUGUGCUGUUCGCCGCCGCCCUGCUGCUGCACAACGUGAGACAAUCUGCGGCUGCCUGUGGCUACGAGUCUUGUCCCAAGACAAAGUCCAACAUGAUCAACAUUCACAUGGUGCCGCACUCCCACGACGAUGUCGGCUGGCUCAAGACCGUGGAUCAGUACUACUAUGGCCACAAGAGCAACAUACAGCACGCUGGAGUGCAGUACAUCAUCGACACAGUCAUCUCGGAGCUGAUCAAGGAUCCCAAGCGUCGCUUCAUCCAGGUGGAGACUUCGUUCUUUGCCAAAUGGUGGCAGGAACAGUCGGAGACUGUCAAGCUGGUGGUCAAGAAAUUGGUGAACGAGGGACGCUUUGAGUUCACGGGCGGAGCUUGGAGCAUGAACGACGAGGCGGCAGUCAACUAUCAGAGUGUGAUCGAUCAGUUCUCCCUGGGCUUGAAAUGGUUGGAUGAGACUUUUGGGGCCUGUGCCCGUCCCCGCAUUGGCUGGCAGAUCGAUCCCUUUGGUCAUUCACGUGAGCAGGCCUCGAUCUUCGCCCAGAUGGGCUACGACGGAGAGUUCUUUGCCCGCAUGGAUCACAGCGAUAAGAACAAUCGAUUGGACAAUCUGGCCAUGGAAAUGAUUUGGGAUGCCAGCGAGUCGCUGAGCAACGAUGAGAUCUUCACUGGCCUCCUCUACCGCCACUACUCGGCUCCGCCUGGCUACUGCUUUGACGUGCACUGCGGCGACGAUCCCAUCAUCGACGCCAAGAGCUACGACAACAAUGUGAAGUCGCGCGUGGAUGACUUCCUCAGCUACGUUUCGAAUGUGGCCAAGUACUACCGCUCCAAUCACAUCAUGAUACCCAUGGGCGAUGACUUCCAGUACGAAGACGCUCAGGUCAACUUCAAGAACAUGGACAAGCUGAUCAAGUAUGUCAACGCACGCCAGUCGGACGGCUCCACCUACAAUCUGUUCUACUCCACCCCGGCCUGCUACCUGAACUCCGUGCACGAGGGCCUCCAGACUUGGCCCAACAAAACCGACGACUUCUUCCCCUACGCCAGUGACUCCAACAGCUUCUGGACCGGCUACUUCACCUCCCGACCCACCCAGAAGCGCUUCGAGCGGGACGGCAACCACAUGCUGCAGACAGCCAAGCAGCUCAGUGUCUUCGCCGGACUCUCGAGCGAGCAGCAGAAGGAGGAUCUGGACUACCUCCGCCAGAUAAUGGGAGUGAUGCAGCACCACGAUGCCAUCACCGGAACGGAAAAGCAGGCGGUGUCCAACGACUACGAUCGCCUGCUCUACGACGGCAUCAUCGGAGGCGCCAGCAAUGCCCGGGAUGCCCUGCGAGUGCUGACCAACCUGCCGGAGGGGGAGUUCGAGAGCUGCCUGCAGCUGAACAUCAGCGAGUGCGCCUUCACCAAGGACGGUGCGGACAAUGUGGUGGUGACCCUGUUCAACCCAUUGGCCCACACCUCCUCCCAAUAUGUGCGAGUGCCCGUGAAGGAGGAGAGCUACCAGGUGACCGACGAGAAGGGACGCGUGGUGGCCUCUGAGGUAGUUCCAGUGGCCUGGCAGGUGCUGGCUCUGGAAUACCGCCAGAAUAACACUCAGCACGAGCUCGUGUUCAAGGCAUCCGUGGAAAAGAUCGCCAGCUACUACAUCAAGAAGGUCGACAAGCCAGAAAGCAAGGAAAUUGUCCUGCCCAAGGCUGCCAAAAAGUAUGUGAAGCAAAACGAAAAGAACUUGGAGGUGCCCAAGCGGUUCAAGAAGGUCCAUUCGAUGAAGAAGGUCGAGACUCUCGACGAAGAUGAUUCCGAAACUGUGGUGCAGACGUCGCAGAUCAAACUGGUGAUCGAUAAUAACACGGGUCGCCUGAAGACCAUUGAGAUGAACGGAGUGUCCGAGAAUAUUGACCAGAACUUCGCCAUUUAUGAGACGUUGGAAUCUGGAGCUUAUGUCUUCCGUCAAAAGGAAGACGUAGAGCUGCAAUUCUUGGAAGACAAAGUGGAGUUCACAGUUUACAAUGGAUCUUUGGUGAAGGAAGUGCACCAGCAGUUCAGCGAAUGGAUCUCCCAGGUCAUUCGCAUCUACGAGGGUGUCAACCGGGUGGAGUUCGAGUGGCUGGUCGGACCUAUUCCCACCGACGAGGAUACUGGAAGGGAAAUCGUCACAAUUUUCGAUAGCAAAAUCUCCUCGAAUGGCGUCUUCUACACUGACUCCAAUGGCCGCGAGAUAAUCAAGCGAGUAAAGGACAAGCGAGAGGACUUUAACCCUGAUCUAGGCAGGCAGCCGAUUAGUGGAAAUUAUUACCCAGUCGUCUCCCGCAUUGCCCUGCAGGAUGGCAACAAGCGUAUUGCUCUGCUCAACGAUCGUGCCCAGGGUGGAACCAGCAUGCAGGAUGGACAGCUGGAGCUCAUGCUGCAUCGUCGUCUCAUUCGGGACGAUGGCUAUGGAGUGGGAGAAGCCCUGAACGAGCAGAAGUACGACAAGCCCCUCAUUGCACGUGGAAAGGUCUACCUAAUCCUCAACUCGGUGGAGGAAUCGACGAAGGUGGAGCGUCUGGCCGAGAAGGAGAUUCUCCUUCCCUUCUCCGUUUUCUUCAGCAAGGCAAGCAGUCAGAGUAGCAGCGCUGUGGCCAAGACGGUGCCCAGCUUCGACGACUUCCCCCAGUCGGUGCAUCUCCUCACCCUGGAGCCCUUCACCGAUGACGAGAUUCUGCUGCGCGUGGAGAACUUCCUGGAUCACACCGAGGGUAAUGUGGUUAGCUUCAAUAUUCGGUCCAUUUUCGAUGCUUUGGGAGGUGUGGAGAUCCGCGAGACCACAUUGGAUGGCAACUUGCCACUGAGCGAGAUGAAGCGCUUCAAGUUCCACCACGAUGCCUCUGGCCACAGUCCCGCAGAGGUGGAGUACUUCACGACGGCCCACAAGCCUCUGGCUGCUGCUGAGUCGCAGGAAGCAUCGGACUUCAGCGUCACCCUGCACCCCAUGCAAAUUCGCACUUUUAUCAUCAAGAAGAAGUAAUUCAGAGUUCCUCAUUAUGCAGUAAAAUUGUAAAAUAUUUACACUAAAAUAAAAAAA